GCCGCGGCCGGGGCGGGCGCGCGGGCAUGCAGCGGCCGGCGGGCUGAGCGGCCGAUCGCAGCCCCCGCCGGGGAUGUGCCCGGGGCUCGGGAGCCAUGUCCAGGGUGAGCGGCCCCGGGCCGGCCGGCGGCCCCAAGGAGAAGCGCUCCUUCAGCAAGCGGCUCUUCCGGGGCCGGGCCGGCGCGGGCUCGGCCCGCUCGCUCAGCGGCUUCAUGAGCCGGGUGCUCAAGACCCUGUCCACCCUGUCGCACUACAGCUCCGAGCCCGAGCCCGAGCCCGAGGCGGCCCGCGGCCCGCAGCCCCCGCGCCUGCCCUCGCCGCCCAGCGGCCUGGGCAGCUGCUUCCACCCGGCCCGCCCGCCGCAGAGCCCCGAGCCGGAGCCGCCGCCCGAGGCGCCGGAGCCGGGCCCGGAGCCGGUGCCCGGGGUGGCCGGGCUGAAGAACCACGGGAACACGUGCUUCAUGAACGCCGUGCUGCAGUGCCUCAGCAACACCGAGCUCUUCGCCGAGUACCUGGCGCUGGGGCAGUACCGCGGCGGGGGCGAGGCGCCCUGCGCCGGGGAGCGGAGCCCCCCCGACAGCGCCGCCCCGCCGCCGCCGCCCAAGGGCGAGGUCACCGAGCAGCUGGCGCUCCUGGUGCGGGCGCUCUGGACGCUGGAGUACACCCCGCAGCACAGCCGCGAGUUCAAGAGCAUUGUCUCUAAGAACUCCAUGCAGUACCGAGGGAACUCGCAGCAUGAUGCACAGGAAUUUCUGCUCUGGCUCUUAGACAGAGUUCAUGAAGACCUGAACAAUUUAGUGAAAUACAGUGGCAGACCUCCAUUGAAGCCACCGUUGGAAGAUGCUGCGCUGCUCGAGGCACCAGGCUUUCCAAUCAGUAGCACUUUCGUACAGGAACUCUUUCAAGCCCAGUACAGGUCCUCUCUGACGUGCCCUCAUUGUCAGAAGCAGAGUAACACCUUUGACCCUUUCCUCUGCAUCUCUCUGCCAAUUCCUCUGCCUCAUACACGACCUCUGUAUAUCACUGUGGUGUAUCAAGGGAAGUGUUCGCAUUGCAUGCGCAUCGGUGUGGCAGUGCCUCUGUCUGGAACAGUGGCGAAGUUGCGUGAAGCAGUAUCCAUGGAAACCAAGAUACCCACUGAGCAGAUUGUGCUGACGGAGAUGUACUAUGAUGGGUUCCAUCGCUCCUUCUGUGACACUGAUGACCUGGACACGGUUCAGGACAGUGACUGCAUUUUUGCCUUUGAGACCCCUGAGAUAUAUAGGCCUGAGGGGAUCCUUAGUCAGAGAGGAAUUUAUGUGAACAAUAACCUAAAUAACUUGAAAUAUGGCACUGACCACCGCAGAACAUCAUCUUAUACACAAGGGUCGGUGAAGUCUGGGAAACAGGAAACCUCUACUCGCUCAGCAGCCAGUGACAAGAUUGUAUUGCUGGUCUGCAACAGAGCAUCUACUGGACAGCAGGGGAAAAGGUUUGGCCAGCCCUUUGUGUUGCACCUGGAGAAAACAAUUGUAUGGGAUCUCCUCCAGAAGGAAAUCCUGGAGAAGAUGCAGAAUAUUCUGCGGCCCUCAGCCUGCAUUCAGGUGUGUCCAUUCAGCUUGCGGGUGGUUAGUGUUGUGGGCAUAACAUACCUAUUACCUCAGGAGGAGCGACCACUCUGCCACCCCACUGUGGAACGGGCACUGAAAUCAUGUGGACAGGGUGGAACUGCACAUGUGAAGUUGGUGGUAGAAUGGGACAAAGAGACUAAAGAUUAUUUGUUUGUGAACAUGGAGGAUGAGUACGUCCCAGACUCCGAAAGUGUCCGUCAGCAGAGGGAGCUUCAUCACCAGCCUCAGUCCUGCACUUUGUCUCAAUGUUUCCAACUUUACACCAAAGAGGAACAGCUUGCUCCAGAUGAUGCAUGGCGCUGCCCCCAUUGCAAACAGCUGCAGCAGGGGAGUAUUACAUUGAGCCUAUGGACCUUACCCGAUGUUCUCAUCAUACAUCUAAAGAGGUUUACACAGGAAGGAGACCGAAGAAUGAAACUGCAGAACAUGGUCAAGUUCCCUCUAACCGGCUUGGAUAUGACCCCUCACGUCGUCAAACGCAGUCAGAGUAGCUGGAGUCUGCCAUCUCACUGGUCCCCAUGGAGACGACCCUACGGUCUUGGAAGGGACCCUGAGGAUUAUGUCUAUGACCUGUAUGCGGUGUGCAAUCACCAUGGCACUAUGCAAGGAGGGCACUAUACAGCAUAUUGUAAGAAUUCUGUAGAUGGCUCGUGGUACUGCUUCGAUGAUACUGACGUGCAGCAGUUGGCAGAAAAUGAAGUCUGCAAGCAGACGGCUUACAUCCUCUUCUACCAGAGGCGCACAACAAUCCCAUCAUGGUCGGCUAACAGCUCUGUGGCAGGCUCUACAAGCUCUUCUCUCUGUGAACACUGGGUGAGCCGGCUUCCUGGCAGCAAACAGCCCAGCAUCGCCUCAGCAGCUUCCUCUCGACGCACGUCUCUGGCCUCGCUUUCAGAAUCAGUUGAGCUGACUGGGGAAAGGAGUGAAGAUGAUGGGGGGUUCUCGACUCGACCCUUUGUAAGAAGCGUCCAGCGUCAGAGUUUGUCUUCUAGAUCCUCUGUCACCAGCCCUCUGGCAGUAAAUGAAAAUGGGGUUCGGCCAUCCUGGUCGCUGUCUGCGAAGCUGCAGUUGCGCUCCAACUCUCCUUCACGCUUCUCUGGAGACUCUCCUGUGCGUGCUUCUGCCUCGACACUGGAGAAGAUCGGGGAGGCUGCUGAUGAUAAAGUGUCCACCUCCUGCUUUGGCAGCUUAAGGAACCUCUCCAGUAGUUACCCAGAACCAAGUGACAGCAGCAGCAGGCGAGAACAUAGGACAGUGGGCAGAGCCCCUCUCGCUGUCAUGGAAGGGGUGUUCAGAGAGGAAUCUGCUGCAAGGAAAUCAAAUUCUGCUUUCAUGGACCCAUAUGGGAAAAGCUUGGUGCAAGCAGACAGGAGCCAUCUGGCUCUGGACCCUUUUGAUAACAACAAUCAAAUUGCUUUUGUGGAUCAAAGUGACUCUGUGGAGAGCUCUCCAGUCAAAGAGGUGAAAGCCCCCAGUGGGACAGGGCUGCUCUCCGAGAAGGCAGAUGGCAUCCCCAAGAAGGCUCCCAGCUCCAAAGGCAUUUCUGAGCCAGAUAAAAAUUUGAGGAAAGGAAGGACAGUCUUGUCUAUCCAAGAAUCCCCAAUUUCUCACCCUUCUCCUGCCUCUGCCCCUCCCUUAAAGACCUCUCAGAAGGUUUCCCGUUCUAGAAGCAAGACAGAUUCUUCCAGGGCCAGUGGGCGACAUGCAUCUCCUGCUUCUGGCCAGGCUAGAAAGGAAUCUGGUACCAAACUCCAGGAGAGCCAGGCUGUGUUGUCGACUCAACAGAAACACAAGUCAGUUUCUUCCCUAUCCUCCACAGCUGCCAAGAAAACCACUUCGGGGUCAGUGACACGGGGGCCCUCUGCUGGGAAGAGCAGGACUUCAGACCGAAGCCUCAGCAGGGAGGGCUCCAAGGUAAGCCUUGGAUCGGAUAAGACCAGUGUCACUUCCAGCUCAAGAACUAGCUCUCCUCGGAUAAGUCAACCUAGAAGUGAGAGCAGAGCAAUGGACAGCAAGCAUGUGCGGAGCUCCUCAAUGGCCAGCCUGAGGUCCCCAAGCAUCAGCAUGCGUUCGGGUUUAAAGAGGGACAGCAAGUCGGAAGAUAAAGGGCUGUCUUUCUUCAAAUCAGCCCUGAGGCAGAAGGAGACCCGACGGUCGGCUGAUCUUGGAAAGACGACAAUGCUGUCAAAAAAGACUGCAGGUGGUUCCUCCAAGCCAGGCAGUAAAAUUGUGGCAGAAGACAAGUCAGAGAAGAGCAGCCUCCCACCAGCCUCUCUCACAAACCCCAGCAUUGCUGUGAAAGAGAAGCUUGCCCUGAAAGAUGCCACGCCCAGCAAACAUUCUCUGCUGUCCAGCCGCAAAUCCAAGUCUUCCCAGCUAGACCCCGGAGCGCAGUCUCCUUCCAGUGACAAACAGUCUGCUGACAAGUCACUGAAAAAGUUACCUUCCAGCAUGCACAUGUCUGCACGGCCUUCUCCGAAACCUCACUGAGAUGCUGCAAUCCAGGUGUUUUUCUUUCUUCUGCUGAGAGCUAAUUUAUUCUGAGUUCUUGUUUUUUUGUUCAUGUGCCUAAUGUGUGUUUGAGGAGAACUUAACUGCAAAUUGGUAAAGCGCCUUUUGAUUCUGCCAUCAAACCAAAUAGCCACAGCUGGCCAGCACUGAUACCAAGUGAAGUCCAGCUGGAGUCAUAAAACAUGAACGCAGCUGUCCCAUAGCACUUACACAGAAGUCUCUUUAUAGAAAAAUGCAACAACUUUCUUCAGACAGCAGGUUUGAAACCUGUGACCCAGUUAUACUGUAAUUAGCGUGCUUUCUAGAACUGUGAACUAAUAUUCCAUUGGAUUGUCUAAGCAGGCACCAUCUGUGGUUAUGGGUUGCCUGGUUCUUGGCUGCAGAAGAUGCUAAGGGACCUGUGAAAAAGAGAGACUGCCGCUUCUUUGUGUUCUCCCCAGCCCCCAUUUUUCAAGCUUUUUAAAGGGCAAUAUCUCAACACUAAUGUUGUUUCUCAGGUAUAUACUCAGCCAGUAUAGGAGGGCUAGCAUUAGUGACUAGACAAGUCCAAAAGAUACUCCAAUGUGUGUGCAGAACAGUUUUCAUAUUUUCAUUCCAACAGGCUUAAUUAUUUUUAUAAAAUAUAACUUGCAUUUUGUUGCCA
Gopherus flavomarginatus (Mexican gopher tortoise) is the source of this 4764-nucleotide messenger RNA. It is a transcript of the gene USP31, whose product is annotated as ubiquitin specific peptidase 31. Bases 96 to 4100 code for a protein of 1334 amino acids. Gene Ontology annotation, molecular function: cysteine-type deubiquitinase activity. The transcript is spliced from 16 exons. Gene Ontology annotation, biological process: protein deubiquitination. The record is from RefSeq and is a predicted model, not a curated record. NCBI's taxonomy places the organism in Eukaryota, Metazoa, Chordata, Testudines, Testudinidae.